AUGGGGAAGCUAACGACCGCUGUUCUAAACCUUUCCGUGUUGUUUCUGGCUGUCUUCAUUGGAUUCUAUCAGUUAUAUCUCAAGCCUCUAUUUAUCACAUACGGCGUAUUCCCUUUCGAAAGAGAGAUCAAACCUUUAGGAAACCAAAACUGCAAGGCCGUACCGGAGCUGCAAGCAUGCGAAAAACUUGUACUACACCAAGAUACAGGUGUCAUAUACCUAGCUUGCUCCACACAGUCUAGCAGGGCGCACUGGAUACCAGCUAUGAAUCAACUUAACGCGACGGGGGCGUCGCAUGAGGACUAUGUCGCCACCUACGACCCAUCAACAUCUCAGAUUAUACGUCUGCGCCCAUCAGCCGACUUCAACCACGGACGAGGGCUGUCACUCCAUGGAAUGGAUGUAGUGACUUCCUCAUCAGACCCUGACGUCUUGUACGUCUAUCUCGUGAACCACCGCGCCCCUCUUGCAGAUGGAAACACUCCAGUGAACGCAGAGCAAACGGGCGCUGAUUCAGUCAUCGAAAUUUUUAAAACGACAAUUGGAGGCAAAACGCUUGAACACGUCAAGACUAUAGAACACCCUGUCAUUAUCACGCCUAAUGACGUCGUUGGGUCCUCGGACGGCAAUAGCUUUUAUUUCACGAAUGACCACGGUGUCCGAGUCGGUUAUUCUCGAUACCUCGAAUACGUGGGCCACAGAAAUGCAUCUGUAGGCUACUGCCAUCUCGAUCAGGGUUGCAAGUUUGCUCGUACAAGGACACACUCUAGCAAUGGGAUUGCUAGGGCCAACAACGGGACGUUAUACAUCGCAGAUUCAACUUUUGGUGACAUCACGGUACUAGAGGCACAGGUGGACAACACGUUGGUAGUCGUGGACUCCAUCCCAACAGAAUUGGUCGUUGACAAUCUGGCACUUGACGCUGACGGUCUGCUUUGGGGAGCAGAGGACUUAAGGCAAAUUUCGAUUAACACAGGGGUGAACGCGUUCUAUGGCGAGAAGUACAGAGUCGAGAAGGUUUUCGAAGACGACGGUAACCUCGUUUCUGGAAUAACAACGGCAGUACAUGACUCCCAACGAAAGAAAUUAUUCCUUCACGGCAUAGCAUCUCCACAAUUAGUUGUUUGUGAUACAUAA
Molecule: messenger RNA, 1137 nt
Organism: Psilocybe cubensis
Lineage: Eukaryota; Fungi; Basidiomycota; Agaricomycetes; Agaricales; Agrocybaceae
Exons: 8
Coding region: 1-1137 (378 amino acids)
Source: RefSeq, a predicted model, not a curated record